AUGUCCCUGCCCUGCAACGUGAAGCAGCACGAGAUGGCGAGAGGGAUUGCAACGAUCGAUUUCUCAGUUUUCGGGGCAGCAGCAGCAGAGGCUCGGGAUGGAGGGGGGAUUUGGAUCGCCAAUAACGUGGAUGAUCCGAAGGGCGGAGCAGGAGGAGAGCGCAGAGGAAGGCGGGCCGAUUUCGCAACACUUCGGCUCAUACUGUUCCCGGCCAUCUUCGACGCCGGCUCUUCACUCAACUCAGAUCCAAACCCCAGAAUCCGGGACGGAGAGUAA
Molecule: messenger RNA, 276 nt
Organism: Dicrocoelium dendriticum
Lineage: Eukaryota; Metazoa; Platyhelminthes; Trematoda; Plagiorchiida; Dicrocoeliidae
Source: the annotation of a GenBank genome assembly